Molecule: messenger RNA, 2170 nt
Organism: Malaclemys terrapin pileata
Lineage: Eukaryota; Metazoa; Chordata; Testudines; Emydidae
Product: cytochrome P450 2F3-like
Exons: 9
Coding region: 388-1872 (494 amino acids)
Biological process (GO): xenobiotic metabolic process
Cellular component (GO): intracellular membrane-bounded organelle; cytoplasm
Molecular function (GO): oxidoreductase activity, acting on paired donors, with incorporation or reduction of molecular oxygen, reduced flavin or flavoprotein as one donor, and incorporation of one atom of oxygen; iron ion binding; oxygen binding
Source: RefSeq, a predicted model, not a curated record
UGUCAGCCAGACACGAGCAGUAAUUCUUCCGCUCUGCUCCGCGCUGAUUAGCCCUCAGCUGGGGACGUAUGUGCCAAAGACCUUCCAAGCGGGUACCACGCCAUGCCAAGCCACCCCCGCUCGACGCCUGGCUUCAGAGUGGGCUGCGAAAUCCCCGUUCCAUCGUGUUCAGCCUCCUUGCCAGAGCGCACCUGGGCAAGGGACGCCCGCUCAGCUUGACAGCAGCUGGCACGGAGCCCUGGGCCCUGCCCGCCCGGCAGGCGAGUCAGUCGGCUCCGAAUCCCGCCCCUUUCCCUGCUGAGAAGUCAGUCGUCAGGGCACCCGAAAAGUCAUUCGGUGCCAGUGCAGCCAGGAGCACCUUGUUCCCCCCGCGCCCGAGCGAGCGACAUGGAGAUCACCGCGGCCACGCUGCUUCUGCUGCUCCUCGGCCUCUCCUGCCUGGUCGUCCACCUCCGCGGGAAGGGCCAGCGGAAGGGGGGGUGUUUGCCCCCGGGCCCCCGCCCGCUGCCCCUGCUGGGGAACCUGCUGCAGCUCGAUACCAAGGACAUGGCCAAAUCCCUUCUCACGCUAAGCGAGCGCUACGGCCCCGUCUACACCCUCCACCUGGGCCCCCAGCGGAUGGUGGUGCUGUGUGGCUACCAGGCAGUGAAGGAGGCCCUGCUGGACCAGGCCGAGGCAUUCAGCGGGCGCGGGGAUCUGCCUGUGGUCUUCCGCUUCACCCAAGGAAAUGGCAUCGCCCUGAGCAACGGGGAGAAGUGGAAAGUCCUGCGGAGAUUCGCCCUGCAGACGCUGCGGAACUUCGGCAUGGGCAAGCGGAGCCUGGAGGAGCGGAUCCAGCAGGAGGCGCAGUGCCUGGGGCAGGAACUCGCCCACACGCAAUCCGCGCCCUUCGACCCCACCUUCCUCAUCAGCCAGGCCGUCUCCAACGUCAUCUGCUCCAUCGUCUUCGGCGACCGCUUCGACUACCAGGACGGGAGCUUCCUCACCUUGGUCGGCCUCAUCAACCAGAACUUUCAGCUUCUCAGCUCCCCGUGGGGGCAGAUGUACAACAUCUUCCCCGGCCCCAUGUCCUGCCUGCCGGGGCCUCACAACAGGAUCUUCGAGAACUUUGAGCAGCUGCGGCAAUUUGUGCUGGAGCGGGUGAAGAUGCACCAGGAAUCCUUUGACCCCAACUGCCCCCGUGACUUCAUCGACUGCUUCCUCCUCAAGAUGGAGCAGGAAAACCAGGACCCGCUGAGCUACUUCCACAUGGAGACCCUGGUGAUGACCACGCACAACCUGUUCUUCGCGGGCACGGAGACCGUCAGCACCACCCUGCGCUACGGCUUCCUGCUCCUCAUGAAAUACCCGGAGAUCCAGGCCAAAGUCCAUGCUGAGAUCGACCAGGUGAUCGGGCGGCACCGCAGCCCGUCGGUAGAGGACCGGAGCCGCAUGCCCUACACCGACGCCGUGAUCCACGAGGUGCAGCGCUUUGGCGACGUGAUCCCCAUGGGGAUCCCGCACGCGGUGACCCGGGACACCCACUUUAGGGGUUUCCUGCUCCCAGAGGGCACCAACGUGCUCCCGCUGCUGUUCUCUGUCCACAACGACCCUGCCCAGUUCAAAGACCCGGCCACAUUCGACCCGGCCCAUUUCCUGGACCCGAGCGGAGGCUUCCGGAAGCAUGACGCCUUCAUGGCCUUCUCCGCAGGGAAGCGGGUGUGCCUGGGCGAGGGCUUGGCCCGCAUGGAGCUCUUCCUCCUGUUCACCACCGUCCUGCAGCGCUUCGCCCUCACGCCCCUCAUCCGCCCGGAGGACAUCAACAUCUCACCCCUGAUGAGUGGCCUGGGGAACAUGCCGCACCCCUACGAGUUCCGGGCCGUCCCUCGCUGAGCGAGCCGCCGCCCCAUCCCGCCUUUUCACGGCCUCGUGCCCUGCAGCCUUUGCACGCCGGAGACGAGUCCGCAGGCCUCGUCGCUGGCAGGGUCUCCGGCUCCGGAGAUUUUACGGUGCCGCCUGGCCGUCUCCUCUCUUUUUAAAAUCCCCAGCUCCAGAUUCGUGAGCUUAGUUCAAGUCUUCAUUACAAUCAAACGCAAAUAAAAAUUGUCCAGCACUGGGGGUGACAGAGAAAAGUUUAGAAACUUGACUUGAGUAAAGAAACCAGAAGUAAAUAAAACGAACCCAGAUCCCA